This is a messenger RNA of Schistosoma haematobium, 4489 nucleotides long. It is a transcript of the gene IQCA1, whose product is annotated as Dynein regulatory complex protein 11. Gene Ontology annotation, molecular function: ATP binding; ATP hydrolysis activity; protein binding. The coding region runs from base 371 to 2842 and encodes 823 amino acids. Lineage: Eukaryota; Metazoa; Platyhelminthes; Trematoda; Strigeidida; Schistosomatidae. The transcript has 16 exons. The record is from RefSeq and is a predicted model, not a curated record.
UUUCCUCAAGACUUUGACUGAUGGGUUAAUAUAACUUAUCGUCUGCAGUAUAAACUAAAUACUUGAAACUGAAGAACUUAAAGACCGGAGUAGGUGAUCAACUCUCAUAUGAUCGGCAUCUCGUCUUGAAGUUAUCAAAUUGGUAUUACGUCAACGUUACUAUGGCUACGUUGCCGUGAAUUUUCAAACUUAUUUUCUUCCAGCACAUUCGAAAAUUUAUAUUUUAAAUGAUCAUUCAGGGUCUGUCUGAGUGUUUACGCUCAAUGUUCUCGCUUUAAAUUGCCCAAAACUACCGAUCUAUUUUCAUUCUGAAGAAAUAAACCAACAUCUUGAUUUAACGCGUCUGUCGGCAACUGUGAAUUAAAUUAAUAUGUCAAACUCUUUGUACAACAAUAUCUGGAGAGAUACUCAAGAAAAACUAUCGGAUAUUUUAGCUCGCGAACCGAAUCCAGAAACUCAAAAGCUUGAAAAGGAUCGUGCCAUAGCUUUUCAAUCACUAGCCACGUUUUAUAUCAAGUACAUUCAAAUUUUUCGAAGCUUGGAACGAUGUUAUGAUCAGAUUGUCCACCCUCAAAAAAGACGUCUUCUUAGAACCCUCCUGGAUUCUGUAAUUGGGAGGUUUCUGGAGAUGAAAAAGGAAAUGGUGAAACUGGAACUUUCUGAAUAUCAUUAUUUUGAUGAUAUACUAAUAGAUUUAAAAUUAACGCCGAGUGACGUUGAAAUACCAAUACCAAAGUACUUUUUAAAUGAAAAUUUUAGAGCGCUAAGAGAUAGAGAGCAAUUUUUGGAUCAUCUAAUAUCAAGCACAAAAACGGAUGAAACAAAGGAUGAGGGGAUAUUGAUGUCAGUUGAUCAGGCUAUACUCCUCAUUCAAAGACAUGAACGCGCACGUCAAGGCAGGAUAAGAGCCAGAUUUAUGAAAGAAAUUCGUCGGCUGGAAGAAUCGGAAAAGAGUAAAGGUGGCGAGAGGAAGUCUUAUACAACUGAUGAGGCUGCAAUUAUUAUUCAAAAGUUGUGGAGAGGUUUUAUGUGUCGUAAGAAAGUUGGGAUUAUGCGCAAAGAAGAACUUAUGUGGCUUGGUAUGGUACCAACAAAUCUACAUCACAUUGUACAAAAAUCUAGUGUGGUUAAGUUAGCUAAUCGUGUGGAUGCAGUGCGUAGAGUAACACAAAAUAUCUAUGAACAAGAAUAUCAACAAGCAUUGGUUCAGAUAAAAGAGAAAAUUCGAGAUACUGAAGGUCCAGAUAUGCGUGAAGCAAUGCAAGAUCAAAUACGGCAAUGGUUUAUUGAGUGCAGAGAUGCAACUGGAAAAUUUCCUGACUAUCCAGAUGAAGAUGAAGGAGGUUCUGCAUUAAUUUUUAAGGAAAAAACACCGGAAGAAUUAGAAAGAGAAUUAAGAGAAAAGGAUGAGGCAAGUCAAAAAUCAAAAGGAAAAAACAGUGGAAAAAGUAAAAAGAAACCGUCACCUAAAAAGAAUGAUAAACAAAAAAAGAAAAAAGGCGAUGAGGAACCAGAAGGAUUCAAAUUCUCACCAUCCGCAUUUCUUGGUGAAAUACAUGAAGGAUGUCAUAAUUAUCAAGCAUUAUGGAAAAGUCGUGAUGAAUCUGACAAUUUUCAACAACAUUAUGAUGAGGAAAUUAUCAAAGAAGAUAAACGUUUAGAAGUUGAAACAGAAAUACGAGUUCAGGUUGAUGAAUUACUUCGUGAAGAGUUAAGAAAUUUAAAAAUUGCGAUUGAUAAAGAACGUGUUCAACGAAAGAAGAAAAGUCGUGCGAAGAAAGGCAAAAAAGGUAAAAAAGGCAGAAGAAAAAAAGAGAAAGAUCUUACACCUGACAGAACAUUGAUCUCACUUUUUGAAGAAUUAGUAUUGGCUGGAAUAAUUAAAAAAGUUGAAAAAUACUCAAUGAAUGAAUACUCUGGGGAAUAUUCUUAUUUAGGUACAACGUUAAGACAAGCCAAUGUUGAACCACAACCAACGUUAAGUGAUGUACGUAGAUUAGUGACAGAAUAUGCUAUUCUACCAUUAGGCUCACAAAAUGUUCAUGAAAAAGCUCCGUUGAUAAAGUCUCUUCUGUUGGCUGGACCACAUGGAACUGGUAAACGUAUGUUGGUCAAUAUUAUAUGCACUGAAACUGGAGCUAAUCUGUUCGAUUUAUCUGCAGAAAAUAUUGCAGACAAAUAUCCUGGUAAAGAUGGUCUUAGAAUGUUGAUACACCUAGUUUUUAAAGUUGGACGACUUCUUCAGCCUUCAGUAAUAUUGAUUAACGAUUGUGAAAAAAUGUUUAAAAAGAAACUUCCCAAAACUGAUUUGGCAGAUCCUAAAAGAUUAAAAAAAGAAUUACCUAAAGCAAUGAAGAUUUUAACACCGAAUGAUCGUGUUCUACUUAUUGGUUGUUCAUCAGCACCAUUUGAAGCAGAUAUUCGACCAUUUUGUAAAUUAUAUCAAAAAAUUAUUUUGAUACCAAGACCAGAUUAUGCUUCUAGAAAUAUUAUCUGGAGAACACAAAUUAUACGUCAUGGAGGAAUACUAACAGAUGAACUAGAUAUUACUUCAUUAACAAAAAUAUCUGAUGGUUAUACAUCUGGUCAAAUAGCUCAAGCAUGUAGUCAAGUUAUUACAGAACGGCGUAUUGCUCAGCUAAGUAGGAGAUGUUUAAAAGCUGAAGAAUUUAUUACACCAUUGGCCCAAAUCGAUCCAGUAUUCGCUGAUGAAGAAGAAGCAUAUAAGACAUGGUAUCGUAAAACACCUCUUGGUAAACAGAAAGCUUCAGCUAUUCAAGCUGAAAGUGAAGCGGCAUCUGGUGGAGCUAAUAAGAAACCCGUUAAAGGUCGAAAGAAAUGAAUUAUUAACCAAAAAUGUGAUUUUCUUUCUUGUUUAUUUGUUUAAGUUAAUGAAAAUUAUGAAAAGAAAAAACAUGUCACUGAAUUUGUUUGUUUCUCUAAUUUAUCAGAAUAAUUAUUUAACGUUUAUCGACUUUCUGUACGUUGCAUAUGAAUAAAUAUUUCUAUGAAAAGAACAGAUCUUAUCAUCUAUUUAUCCCUCUAUAGAAUAAUUAAAAUCUCAUAUAAUGUAACGUUUCACGACUAUAUUUAAUAUAGAAGUUUCAAUAUAUAUACGUAAGCAUUUGUAAGUUAACUAUCAUAUUAUAGGAUUCACAUAAAAGUCCUUUCGAAUAAUGAACAGUUCUAUGAUUAAAUUAAACUUGCAGCAAUAUUUUAUUUUAGAAAACAUUGAUGAUUUGUUGUUGAUCAGUCGUAUGUUAUAUAAGGAUAUUUUAUUCUUUGAUUGUUGGGGCGAGUGGGGAUGGUUAGAGAGAUUGGAAACGAUAUUGAUCUCUGUGUAUUUAUGUUGGUAAUUCCAGAUUCUAUAUUCAAAGCAAUUAAUCCGUUUUAGAAAUUUCUAUAGAAAAGUGAGACGUCUUUUAUUUGAAAAAUAUGUGGUGUAUUCGCACCAUACAUUUCCAGUAAUCUGGUUACACGUAUACUUGUUAUGGCGUUGAUUUGUAAAAAAUAAUAAAUAUCGAUUAAAUAAAUGUUCAAAUAAACGAAAAAUGAUAAUCGUGAAUAAAGGAGAAAAAAUUCCGUAUAAUAUGGAAAGAACAAGAAAUGGUCAUAUCACUCUACGCCGUUAAAUGACUUAAAGAUUUCCAGGGUACAUUAAAAAGUAACGACAAAUUGUUUCUGUACACAGAAUGAUGGUCUAAAUUUACGUAUAGUUUAGGCUUCUAUAAACUUAAGGAUUCGUCUUCAACGAUUUCUAUACAAUGUUUUAAAAACAGUAUUAAUGUCAAUUCCGUUCUUUUUUUCAAUUAUAUACUUUGAUAUCAAUGAAUGAGGUUUUCUGCUGUUUGUGCUUAUCAGAGCGUUUGGUAUUAAUUGAUUCUGAAGCCAUCUACGUACAUGUUUCAUAAAUCUAGAUUGGAUUGUCUGGUUACUUCUCUUUGAUUAUGAAUCUGUUCUCGAUGGCCACAUUUAGUCCCUGUCUAAAAAUUAUACUGUUUAUCUUUCUUCCAAAUGAUAAACAGAUAUAAACCUUUAUCUUAGCAACAGUAUUAAAAUGGGUUUUGGUGUUGACUGGUUUUUACAUUGAUUUAUGAAAUUCAGCUGGUAAACAUUUAUUAUCAGUCAACAGUUCCAUGUCUUUCUCAAACGCAUCCGCAUCACGUUUACAGAGGACUGAUAGGUGUACUUAGGGCUUCAUGUGAAACUGGAUCAUUGAUCUUAAUGUCUGGGGUCAAAUAUGAUGCAUUCAAAUCAGUGAGUAAUAACAAAUACUAUGUUGCAUAUUUCAUGAAACUGAUCAAAUUCUGCUAAUCGAUUUGGACCAUGAACAUCAGUAUGAAUUACCCGAUAUCAUGAUGGUCUUUGUUUCAUAUUACAUGAUUGAAGCUAGUCAAUAGAUAACAGUGAACUUAACGAAUUCCUUCAAUAGCAAUCUGGCAUUCUUUAUUUAUGUUUUCCUAAAACUUAAGAUUAAUGUUAAUUUGUA